Messenger RNA from Girardinichthys multiradiatus, 9478 nucleotides. It is a transcript of the gene sh3pxd2aa, whose product is annotated as SH3 and PX domains 2Aa. Gene Ontology annotation, molecular function: protein binding; superoxide-generating NADPH oxidase activator activity; phosphatidylinositol binding. Gene Ontology annotation, biological process: superoxide anion generation. NCBI's taxonomy places the organism in Eukaryota, Metazoa, Chordata, Actinopteri, Cyprinodontiformes, Goodeidae. The transcript is spliced from 15 exons. Gene Ontology annotation, cellular component: cytoplasm. The coding region runs from base 1030 to 4548 and encodes 1172 amino acids. The record is from RefSeq and is a predicted model, not a curated record.
GAGUCUAAAUAAGUUAGAUUUGUUUUUAUUUAACUCAUAUGCAGACAACGAAAACACAAAGGAACAAAAAAGAGGAAAAUGAGAGUGAAUAAUGCAUUAAAGGUUUUAUACCUGUUUGCUUUUUUUUGGUUUGUUUCUCUAGAUUUCUGAGGAGCCGAUCCUAAGGUUCAUGCUAAGGAAUUUUCAUUUAUGAAUGUAGAAGUUUUUUUUUUUUUUAUAAAUAGUGAGCUUCAUUUCUAUCUUAAAUAGAUGCUGGGUUUCCAAAUAUUUACAUUUACGAAAAAAAUAUUAUAAUGAGAACACCGGAUUUGCAAAACAAAAGCCGACCUGUUAAGUCUGAAUAAGUGUGUUCACUGUUCGUCCACUAGGGGUCAGUGCUGAGUCGUUAGUUGGCUCCUCCAAUCAGAGCCGAGCGCUCUGAUUGGUCGCUUGUGAAACAUCUGUAUUCGGUUCCAGUGGUUCGUGUCUCCGGCCAGAAAGCUGCAGCUGACAGAGACCUCGAUAAUCAAACAGCGAUCAGGUUGCCAGCGUUAACAGCAAGUAACAUGCAGCUGGUUUCCGGGCGCGCAGCUGCGGGUCGGUCCGGAUGUUUGGAUCAUGCUGUUUCGGCUCUCUCACGCUGACAAGAGAACUUCUAGGGCCCUGUAGAAAGACGAAUGAAUGAGUCAGGAUCACGCAGCCGUCCGGUCACAAUCAGUGUAUUUCUAAGCGGGUUUUAUUCCCAGGAUCAAGCUUUCCUCUCUGCUGCUGGGAGCUGGAUCUGCCGGUGAAGAUCCAGGUCUGCAGACGAAGGUUUUUCUGAGCGACGCUGCAGACACAAAGAAGCUCACCUCACAGUUUUUCUGUUUUUAAGGUGACAGCUUUCCCUCUGCGUUUCCACUAGCCGCCCAGACUGUCUGAUAUAUUGGACUAUUGAUAAGUUUCAUUUAGAUUUCCUUUCGUUGCAUCGGGAAGCUGCCAGGUUGGACCGAGGAAUGUUGUAAUUUAUUUUUAUUCUCAGGAGAAAGCAGAUUCAUCCGGAGCGUUUUAAUGCAAAGCCUGUGCAGGAUCAAGAUGCAGUUUCGGACGGUACUGGACGUGAAAGUUGUGGACGUGGAGAAGAGGCGGAAUCCGUCCAAGCACUACGUGUAUGUCAUCAAUGUCACCUACUCUGACAACACAUCUCACAUCAUCUACCGAAGAUACAGCAAAUUCUUCGACCUGCAGAUGCAGCUACUUGACAAGUUCCCAAUCGAGGGAGGGCAAAAAGAUCCGAAGAAGAGGAUCAUUCCAUUUCUCCCAGGGAAAAUCCUGUUCCGGAGGAGUCAUGUGCGAGACGUGGCCAUGAAGCGGCUGCGUUUCAUUGAUGACUACUGCAGGGCUCUGGUGAGACUUCCUCCUCACAUCUCUCAGAGCGAGGAGGUGCUGCACUUCUUCGAGACAAAAGCUGAGGACAUCAACCCCCCAGUGGAGGACUAUGGCUCCAAGCGCAAGUCUGUGUGGAUGUACGGCUUUACAGACAGCCCGAGGAAAGAGGCCUCAGGGAUUGACGGCUCAGAGCCCAUGGUGCUGGAGCAGUACGUGGCCGUGGCCAACUACGAGAGGCAAGAAAACUCUGAGAUCAACCUCAAGGCCGGUGAGACGGUGGAUGUGAUCGAGAAGAGCGAAAGUGGUUGGUGGUUUGUCAGCACAUCUGAGCAGCAGGGCUGGGUCCCAGCCACAUACCUGGACUCCCAAAAUGGAACCAGAGACGAUUCGGAUCUGGCCACCUCCAGGACUGGAGAAGUAACUAAGAGAAGAAAGGCUCAUCUGAAGAGGCUGGACCGCCGCUGGACACUCGGUGGUAUAGUUAACCGCCAGCAGAGUAGAGAGGAGAAAUAUUUGACUGUCCAGCCGUACACUAGCCAAGGGGCAGAUGAAGUGAGUUUUGAGAAAGGGGUCACAGUGGAGGUAAUCCAGAAGAACCUGGAGGGCUGGUGGUACAUCAGAUAUUUAGGAAAGGAGGGAUGGGCCCCGGCCUCCUACUUGAAGAAACUUAAAGAUGACUUCUCACCUCGUAAGAAGACACUGACGGGCCCUGUGGAGAUCAUCGGAAACAUAAUGGAGAUCAGCAACCUGCUGCAGAAGAAAUCUGUCAGCGAGAAGGACAUCCAGACAGAUGGAGAGGGAAGCAACACACCGGAACGCCACAUCACCAAGAGUGAAAUCAGCCUGCCCAUGCCUUAUAACUCAGAAAUCAACGCCGAGACAGGCAGAAGGCUAAGCGCUGGUCGUGACACGAACAGUCCCUGUCUGGGAAUAGCUGCGAGUUCUGCUCUGAGUGAGAAUAAAGGCAGAGGAGAACCCGGGUCGCCUGCUGUGGCACGAGUGGCUCCACACAGAGUGGAAAUUGGGUCUCCAAAUCUGAGGCAAAAACCACCCCCAAGAAGAGAAGCCAACUUGGGUCUCCAGUUACCCAAGCCUCCAGAGCCCCCUGCUGUGGAAGCAGAGUAUUACACCAUAGCAGAUUUUCAGUCCUCCAUCUCCGAUGGCAUCAGUUUCCAUGGAGGACAAAAGGCUGAUGUGAUAGAGAAGAACCCAGGAGGUUGGUGGUAUGUGCAGAUCGGAGAGUUGGAAGGUUGGGCCCCCUGCUCGUACAUCGACAAGCGCAAGAAGCCCAACCUCAGCAGACGGAGCAGCACUCUCACUCGACCCAAAGUUCCUCCACCAGCUCCCCCAGUCAAAAAACAAGACUCUGAGGAGGCCCCCCAACCUCUUAACCCUGCCUCCAAAGCCACAGAGCAGCCCAGCAGGCCUGUGUAUGAGGAGCCAGAAUACGAUAUUCCCGCAGUCGGAUGCGAAGGCGAAUCUAACAGUGAGUUUCUGAAGAACGAGCGCUCCCAAGAGGUAAAGACCAGCAAUGUGGUAACUGAAAAGUACCACAGCUCCCCUCCGUCAAGUAAAGCUUCGCCUCCAGUCUGCAAAGCAUCCCCUGUUUUCCCUCAUCGGAGAACCUCGUUCAGGUCUGUAGAGGAGGUCAGCAAAGCGGAGUGCAUCUAUGAGAACGAUGGCUUCAAGCUGAGCAGUGGCAUUGAAGGAACCAGAGUUAAAGGUUCCAGUGAACCCAGUUCCCCAAGGAGCUACCAUUCCUCAACAGUCCCACGGAAACCCUCUGGAUCUUCCCCUCUAGCUGGUUUACCCAGGAAAACUAUAACGCCAGAGAUGAGCCGAAGAAGCCAGACACUCGGCAGACAUGCAGACACGAGGUCUCAGGACAACAGCCCUCACUUAUCAUCAGAUGGUAUAGGUCCAAAGAAAAGUCCAGCCCUUAAACGAGAUGUGGCACUAGGAAUUGGUCAGAGCCCUUCCACCAGACCCAAGCCUUCUGUCAGACCUAAACCCCUCCUGACCAAGUCGGAACCCCAGAGCCCUGAAAGAAUGGACAUCAGCUCUCUGAGACGACAGCUGAGGCCUACCAGUCAGUAUCGACAUAACCUCAAAUCGACUCGUGGAGACGACUCUGAGACAGCUUCUAUUAUCUCCUCAGAGGGCUCUAUGUGUUCACACAGUACAUCCGAUUUGUCUUCUGUAUACUCUAAAGGGAGCCGAGGGGACUCAGACGUGGAAGGACCCACCUUGUACCGCUCUGUAGAUGUCUACAAGAAGAUCCAGGACUCGGAGAUCAGCUUUCCGGCAGGGGUAGAUGUCGAGGUUUUGGAGAAGCAGGAGAGUGGUUGGUGGUACGUCCGUUGGUGCUCAGAGGAGGGUUGGGCUCCCUCAUACUACCUUGAACCUGUCAAGAAGGUGGGUGACGCCAGUGUGUUGGAGUCAAAUGGACGUAGAAACAGUGGGAAGAAGUCCAAUAGCCUGGAGAAGAAUGAGCAGCAUGUUUUGGCACUGAAUAACAUCAACAUUCAGAGUCUGACCCAGCAGCAUCAAGGAUUGAGGGGGAAUUCUCCACCCAUUCCCUCCAAGCCCCCUGGAGGUUUCUCAAAGCCCUCAGGAUUGGUUAAUGGAGGUGUACGAAUGAGAAACGGGGUACGGCAGGUGGCGGUCAGGCCCCAGUCUGUUUUUGUCACCACUUCACAGACAUCUAAGGAUUCCCACUACAUGACUAGUUCCUUAAGGAGAAAUGAGUCCCUCGGCAGAAGCGAUCACUACAGCUCCGGUUCUGCCACUCUUGGAGUUCGCAGAAAUGCCUCUUUUAGUACUGUACGGCCGCAUGUCGUUGUUGAGAGCCAGACGAGACCAGUUGAGCGCUCCGGUCUAGGGUGCUCAGGAAGCUCCUUUAGCACCAACAAUGUCCCAGACGCCCUGAGCAGAGCAAGCCAGCGCAAUGGGAUUCCAGUGUCCACUGUGCGCCCCAAGCCCAUCGAGAAGAGCCAGCUUAUACACAACAACCUCGGCAGGGACGUGUACAUAUCCAUCGCAGACUACCGUGGCGAUGAGGAGACUAUGGGUUUCACUGAAGGAACAUGUCUGGAAGUGCUGGAGAGAAACCCCAAUGGAUGGUGGUACUGCCAGGUGCAGGACAGCCGGCUUCCCCGAAAGGGCUGGGUCCCAUCUAAUUACCUGGAGCGCAAAAAAUAAAACUCAGAGCUUCAUCACAGUCCCCCUAUAUGAUGUCUCCACGGAGUUAGGGCCAUCAGUCUCUAAGAAUGUUAUCCACAAUCUCCCUUAAGCAAUAUGUCCUUGAAAAUGUAAACUUAUGAAAAGCCGGAGAAGAUAUUAGGGGAUGCUUUUUAGUGAUGGUUCACAAAUAAUUUUUCAGAGAAUGAGAGAGAAAAGACCUAAAACUGAACACGUCUGAACCAGGAAGACUGACGUUGACGUAUGAAGGCAGAGCAAAAACCUCUUAGAGAGGUCUGGAUUCUGCAGAAGCCAAGAAGGAAUAGUGGCUUUGCUGAUUAUGAUGGCGAAUAAGUGCCUUUUGUGUUUGAUCAACUGAUGGCAGAACUUUGAAUCAACCAAAUCUUUUUUUAAGAGUGCCAUAGUCCUGCGAAGACCACCAAGAGUAUUACCAUUGCCGGUUCAGAACUUUACUAUCAAGUCCAAACAACAUGCAAAGUUUUCGUCCUGAUUCCAGUUACUAUCCAAAUGGAUAGACUGAAGAACAGAGAUUGAAGAUGGUAACUGAAUAUCCUUCUUUGUGUCUGUUUCAUCGUCGCGCUUCGAUGCAGGUCUUCCUCUGAGAAUUAUUUCUGCCGUCUUGAAACAUCUGUUUGAAGUUCAAACUAACUCUGAAAAAACAAAAAUGGAGGAAAAACCUACAUACGAUUGCACAAAUUGGCAUAAACUGUUGCUUACAUUUCUCAAAGAUGUGAUAAUACUGAAACGUGUGUAUUUAGGGACAAAUAUGGAAAAACUUGAAAUAACAGUUGGAUAUUUUAUUUGAAACUUGGUUGCCUUUGAGACCAAAAUCCAAGUCAAACCGAUUGGCUUACAAAGAUUUUAGAGUUUUAACUCCUGGAAAUAUUUUUCCUGUAUGUAUUUUGUUUUUUGUGCGUAAAAUAAAGCUGCUGCUGUUGCUGCAACAUGUUGAAUAAAUGCUGGAAGCACGGUGAAAUAAAUGAAUCCCAGGGACACUCUCAAAAUAUGUUGAAACCAAAGAGAUAAAGUUUUUCAUUGGCAAAUGAACAUUUUCUAUAUUAUCUGUUAUUUAUGGUAAAAAAAAGAAAGAGACAUUUAAUUAAAUGUUUGAAAUUAGGUUUUUAAACUGAACAAAUGUCUUUUUCUGUUCCUGGAAGCACUUGACAUGUUUUCACAAAAUUAUAGAACUAAAGAAAUAUUAUAUAAACAUAAUAUUAGAUACUGCUGUCCAUUACAGUUCUUAGAAUUUAAGAGCUUAUAUUCACAUUUAAAAGAUCCUAAAAUCCUGUAAAUAAAAUUGUGCAAUUAUGGAAAAACUGUAUCAAAUUAUUUCCCCACAAUACAUCACAUUCAGAGUUAUAAUUGAACUUUCAGACUUCUCAUUGACUGAUGUUCAAGACUGCUGAAAUAGACACAGUUUAGGCUCUAUGUGUAUUUUGUUAUGUUUCUGGACAGUAUCAUAAUCUUUAACUGCUCAAAGUCUAUUUUAACAAAACCAUACCAGUUUUUUCUUUGCUCUGUGAUUGCACUACGGCAAUAACGAGGAACGAAGUGGUGCUGUUUUGUGAAAUUAGUGCACUUUAAAUACUUUUUAUGGUGCAUUAAUGCAAAGAUGCAGUAAAUACUCAGCAUAUUAUUUAUUCAGAAUUAUUUGUCAUUGUUAUUUAAAUUUACAGCUCAAACUCUGAUGUGUAAGUCAGCUGUUUUUGUGCAAUUGGCAAAACAGAGUCCUCAUGUGGAGGUUGAGAGGUACUACAAGAUGAUUUGCUCCCUCAGUGCAAGAAUAAAAUGUGCUGCUGGUCAGUGAGUAUCUCUAAGAAAUUUCAUUAUAGUUUUUUAUCACAGUGCAGCUAAAUUUACCUAAAUAAGUUGUUACUAUGUAAUUUGUAUCAGGGAAUAAUUUAUUUUUUUUAUUUCUGUAUGCUUUGUGCUGCAACUUUAGCAAAUCACGAGCACUUCCUUCAUCUUUAUUGGCCUUUACAUAAUGCCUGAUUGUAAGCAUAUUUAUUUUUUUAAUUUUACAUAAUUUAACAAUCAGCAUAUUCACCCACUGGAUCUCUCAUCCUUAUAAUUAUCUUGGUCUCUGCCUCAAUCAGAGUUUAAAUAUCCUCAAGGCUUUUUUACAAGGGAUGGAAGGAUGGAUGGAUGGAUAGAUGGAUGGAUGGAUGGACUUGCAGGAAUGAGGGCACUGCUUCUGUCUGGGUAUGGUGCCACAAGUAUUUAUGAAUUAUGAACAUUCUGUCCAUUACAACCAUAGACCUCAGGGUCUUUAUUUGGAUUUUAUGUGAUAGACCCACACAGUGAAGCAUAACUGUAAAGUAGAAGGAGGUUAAUGUAUAGAGUCUGAGUCCUCGAUGCUUCUGUCGUGGAUCCGGUUCCUGACUUCAGGCCAUUCGUUACAUGUCUUUCCCUUUCCUUCCCCUUCUUCCUGCCGAGCUCCUAAUGAUUAAGAGUUUCCAGCUCCACAAAAUAUAAAAAAAGAAUCUGAAAAGUUUAAAGCAAAUUUGCCCACUAUUGCAAUACAUUUCUGGCCUAGUUGUUUUUCCAAAAUAGCUUAAGCUCUGUCAGAUUGGAAGGAGUGCAUCUUUGAUCAGCACUUUUCAAGUCUUGGUCCAGAUUUUCCAAUGGAUUUAGGUCUGGACUUUGACUAGGCCAUUUUAACACAUGAAUUUGAUCUAAACCACCCUAUUGUAGCUCUGGCUCGAUGUGUGGGGUUAUACUGCUAGAAGGUGAAGCUUCACCCAGUGUUGAGUCUUUAACAGCUUAUACUAACAGAUUUUCUUCUAGAACCACCCUGUAUCUAACUCUGUCACCAUGGCAUGAUGCUGCCACCACCGUGUUUCAUGAUUGGAAUGAUGUGUUCAGGAUGAUGUAGUUUAUUUUCUGGCACACAGUGAGUUUUGUAUGCAAGUCAACAAUCUGGACUUGGUUUCAUCUGAGUGAGCACCUUCUUCCACUUGUUUGUCCCUCCUUUGUUGAGAGAAAACUGUAAAUAAAACCUAUUAUGGCUUUCUGUCAACAAUUCAACACUAUUGUCACUCAUCCAUGGAACUCAGAUUUGUAGAGUGCAAGACUAAUAGUUGUCCUGUCAUCACCUGAACGUUAAAUCUCUGUAGCUUCUCAGAGUUCUCUGAAUAAUGCUCUCCUGGCCCAGCCUGUCGAUUUAGCUGUGUUCAAAGCUUGGGAUAUUGUUUCAGAACCUAACUCGGCUUUAAACCUCUCCACAUCUUUCUCCCUGAGCUGUCUGCUGCGUUUCUUGGUCUUCAUGAUGCUGUUUGUUCUUCAACAAACCUCUGAGGCCAGAAACGGAACAUCUCCAUUUACACUGAUAGUAAAUUACACACAGAAAGACUCUAAUCUCUUGAUUAGAAGACUUCUGAAAGCAAUUUAUUGCACUGGACAUUAUUUAUUUGUAUCAAAUUAAAGGUUGCUGAGUACACAAGCACGCCACACUUUUUAGAUUAACAUUUUUAUUUGUAAAAACAUGUGAAAGACAUGCAUCAUUUUCCAUGCAUGGGGCCAUAAAACCAUACAAUCAAAGCACUACGUUUUGUUCGUCUGUUACAUGAAAUCCCAAAUAAAUACAUUCAAGUUUGUGGGUGUAAGUUGAAAAAAAUGUAGAAACCUACAGGAGUGUGAAAACGUUUGGAAGUUAAUGUACAGGGAAGAGACCCGAGAGCAGACCCAGAACUCACUGGUGGGAACACAUAUUUACCCUGUGGCCUGGGAAUGGCUAAGAAUCCUCCCUGAGGAGUCAGAAAUUGUUCCUAAUACCUCUGCAAUAUCAACCCAGAUAAAUUUGGCUGAAAUUCAUACAAUAAACCUGAAACUAUACUUUGAGGGUUUUUUGGACCUUUAACUGAGACCAGAGUGAGGAUGCUGAUUUGUCCCUUAAUGACGUAGGCAUUAUGUAAAUGUGUUGAAUCACUUUAGCUCAUGCUAUGACUGUAUUUCGCUUUGUUUGAUUGCUCUGAACCUUUGUUCAAGGGAAUCUUUCUGUACCAAAUCGACAUUUGUUUGUGCAGCAUUUAUCUACACUUUGGAUUCCUUUUUUUUUCUGUGUUUUUUUGUCAAAUGUUGAAAUGUACCCGUGAGGAUAUGUGCAAUAGACAGAAACGGCCCCACAGAUGUAAAAACAUCUGCUGGGAAUCGACGUCCUGGAUCAACCCGCCAGUGUUGAGCUUGUUGUCGUCGUCGCUGACGUCUGUCUGAGUGAGGCCCUGAAAAACAUCAGACCAAAGCAGGAACAGGAGGUUCUCUGCUAUAACCUACUCAUCCACUCUUGAGUCACAUCACAUCCAUCUGCCUCUCCACACUCGAAGAACCACGGGCAUCGUCUUCAGGGGGCCCUCAGCGGCCCUGCAUUGAGCUGUCACGUUUGUGCCUGAAUGAAGUUUUGAUAUUUUUUUGUGUGUUGUUUUUUUUUCACCCUUGGGAGCAUGUCCUCUCUCUCAACCUGCAGGAAUGUCUCUGCUGACAUUUACCCCCCCUCGCUGUCAGACACAGUCAGCCCUCCUCGCUGCCGUUUACUGCAGUAAAGGUGACAUUUGGAAGUGUAGGUGAUGGAGCGUUCGGUGACGUCACCUCUAGAGUCUUGGCGGUAAACAAGAGACCUGAGAGACAAAUCCUCCUCCAGGCCAUUUCAGUUCAAUCCAUCAACUUCCAGGAUGUUCACCAAACAGGAAAAUCUGUUAUUUUUCUCAGCGCAGAGCCCCUAGCUGGCUGCGCUGAUGUGCUACAGGUCAGUGCACACAGCUCUUUGCCUUGUUAGGGACUAGAAAUCCUUCAAUUCGAAUACUUUGAGUCAAAAAUAAGGAAUAAAUCUGCUGCUGAGAGUUAAAUGAAAAGCUUGGAACCACUCUCAAAACCUUGCAGUUAAUGUUGAAGAUGUCCUUGAUGCAAAAUGUUUAGCAGGUGCAUCCUGGAAAGC